Stylophora pistillata is the source of this 1531-nucleotide messenger RNA. Its product is annotated as F-box/WD repeat-containing protein 2. NCBI's taxonomy places the organism in Eukaryota, Metazoa, Cnidaria, Anthozoa, Scleractinia, Pocilloporidae. Gene Ontology annotation, molecular function: protein binding. The record is from RefSeq and is a predicted model, not a curated record.
UCAUGACAGAAUGUUUUGAGGACAGUGGAUUUUCUCUUUGGUUGAAAACCUUUUGCGAUACUUUUAGCACUUUGCCAGAUGGCCAAAAGAAUUCCACAAUUGAAGGUAUUAUAGAUUCUUGCGGACCCGAACAGCUACGGUUUCUGUCCACGAAACUCGAAACACUCGUGAAAAGAGAUUAUCUGAAAUGUUUACCUCUGGAGUUGAGUUUUCACGUGUUGAAAUGGCUGGACCCUGUGUCCUUGUGCAAAUGCUGUCUUGUAAGUAAGAAAUGGAAUAAAGUAAUUUUAAGCUGCGAUGAUGUUUGGCAAAACGCUUGUAAGCAGCUUGGAAUGGAAGUCAAAGAAGAUAACUUGGAUUUUGAAAGAAACUCUACCACCACGUGGAAACAGGUUUAUAUCUCACAUUUUCAGAAUAUGAAAACGUUGAAAAAUGAAAGUGCAGUGGUAAAGAAACAGCUGUAUGGUCACACAGCCAGAGUGUUUGCACUAUAUUAUCGCGGAAAUUAUCUUGCAACAGGAUCAGAUGAUCGAUCAGUCAGGUUGUGGGACUUAAAGACAGGACAGUGUACAUAUGUCUUGAAGGCCCAUACAUGUGCAGAUGUUUGUUUUGAUGAUGAUAAGGUCAUCACUGCAUCAUUUGACAACACUAUAGGGAUGUGGGACUGGAAAACAGGAGAGAGGUUACAAUGCUUCAGAGGACAUACUGCUGCAGUGUUCUCAGUUGAUUACAGUGAUGAGCUGGACACUGUUGUGAGUGGUUCAGCUGACUGUACCCUUCGAAUUUGGAAAAUGUCAUCUGGACAAUGCCUGCAGACCAGAUAUGGUCACUCAGACUGGGUGAUCAAGGUGAUCCUCGUUAGAAGUGAAGUAGAUUCGCCCACUCACAGAAAAAAUCAAUAUGUAGUGUUCAGUAUGGACAAACGAAACAUCAAGAUCUGGUCUCUCGAUCGUAACUGCAAUAAAUGCUUGGCAACAUUAAGCCCUGGCACGGAUUCCAGCUUCAACUUACAGCCUCGUCUUCAGUGUGAUGGAGAAAAAAUUGUGUGUGCUUCCGAGAGAGCGAUUCUUCUUUGGGAUUUUAAAACUUUGCAAAUGAUGAGAAUCUUCACAACAUUGCCUGCUAAUUGGCUCGUUGCCUAUGGGCAGGUUUAUAGUCUUGUUAUGGACAUGAACUUCCUUUAUAUAGUUUGCACUAAAAGCGAAGAAAUCGUGGCGGAAUAUCCCUUACCUGCCUUCCGAAGAUCCUUACGCGGGUCGAAUUUUACGCCGGGUGAAAUUUUUUGGCUAGACGGACUGGUCACCAGACCUCAGGGAGGCCUCCUGUUCGCUUCAAGCAUGCCUGACUACAGUGUCUCACUGCUCAUGCUCAGAGAUGGCACUUGACAAAGUUUUCAACCAAUCUCAGACUUGCGCCAGUCUUCUUCUAAGACCACCAGUCACUUGUCUUCUAGUCUCCACUCUCGCUUCUGAUAAAAUCCCCUGGUGGUGAAAAUGAAUUAACGCAUUGAAUAAAGCUUCAAAUAAAUGUC